This is a messenger RNA of Triticum aestivum (bread wheat), 4553 nucleotides long. Its product is annotated as transcription factor bHLH112. Lineage: Eukaryota; Viridiplantae; Streptophyta; Magnoliopsida; Poales; Poaceae. The coding region runs from base 2920 to 4209 and encodes 429 amino acids. Gene Ontology annotation, molecular function: DNA-binding transcription factor activity, RNA polymerase II-specific; protein dimerization activity; RNA polymerase II cis-regulatory region sequence-specific DNA binding. The record is from RefSeq and is a predicted model, not a curated record. The transcript is spliced from 7 exons. Gene Ontology annotation, cellular component: nucleus. Gene Ontology annotation, biological process: regulation of transcription by RNA polymerase II.
UGCUUUUACGUGCUCGGAAAGCAAUAUCAGUAAUAACUCAAGCAUCCCUUUUUUUUUGCCCGUUAAGGGAAUGUAAAAGCUUGGUGCUUCAGUGUAUUGAUAGAAUGUAAAAGUUGGUGGUUACAAGCCUAAAGUUAAGCUGAACCCCAGCACACAGACACAUUAAUAUCUCAGAGGCACUCACACAGGGCAGCAGCAGGUUGAGGCUUCCUGCACUUGCCAUAGCCCAGGAGCGUGCCUCCGAUUUGAUUUGUUGGACCAACUCGUAGAUGUCUGGGUGCUCCUCAUCAAAGGAUGAGGAAAGGAACAGAUAUCAAGUCUAGACUCUAGCUUCAGGUUGCCUCAUACACCAUCAUGUCGUUGUACGGCUUUCUUAUUAAAUUUCUGACGGAACCGGCUUUGUCAGCAAUUUGUAUGGUGAUUGAAGUGUAUUGCACCACCCUUUGAAUCUAAUGCCCUCAUCUGGACCAUAAUGGGCAACGUACACUUCAUACGUCACAACAGACGAUCUCAUUAUUAACUAUCCCACCAAACCGCUCCACAGAACUGCCGUUAAUCAUUGGUCAGGGAGGAUGUGUAUUCUCAAAGGACCCGUAUCUAACGCAUUUGCUUGUAGAUCCUUCUUAUGUUCACGCUGAGACAUCCAACUUUAAUCCUUCAUUUUCGGCCUCCACUAACCUGAGGUCGUCACAUGUGAGUAAGAAGUCUUUGCAUUAAGUUUUGAAAUGAGAUUAUCCCUAGUGCUUGACACGAAAGAGGUCAACAUAGAGGAGAGAAAGGCGCAUUCCUAUUCGGUCAUUAAAGCCCACAAAGAAUUCUUGGUAUGCUUUACCUCUUAUUCUCUAUUAGAAUGAAUGGUACGCAUGCUUCCCACUGGAUAUCCAUGCUUUAUGUCUUUCUCUCCUCUGAAAGUUGGAAGGCCCCCCAUCCUUGUAUGCAUCCAGGGUGAUUUAUUGGCAGGCGUUAUAGCUCCUGGUAUCUGGUCUUGGUUUUCUAAAGGAUGUUGUAGCAAAUAAGGGACAGUUUUUUUGGGGCUGAGGGCCGGCUGUGAAAAUAAGCUGCCCCUACCCAACUUAUUCUAGAAGCUCAACCUAAAAUUUUAUUUUAGAAGAUCAAGUUAUCAGAGAAUCAACAAUUUUAUCUCUAGAAUGAAUUUGAUAUUUCAACCAAGUAUCAUUUAGUACCAGAACUAUUGCUGAUUCUGGAAGAAAAAAAUAUUCCUUCCUUACCUACCUUUUUUACGUGUAUAAUACAAGCUGUGUCAUCAUAAGCUUUUUGUUGCUUUGCAGAAAGGGCCUUUGAUUUCAUAAGUUGUUAAGCAAUUACGUAAAGAAAAGGAGUCUGCUAUGACUUUCCCUUUUUUACAAACAUCCCUUUUUAUCAGGAUUACAUCUCCCUAACCAAAUACAGAUACCAGUGUGCUGAUGGUGAUUGUUAUUUAAGGGUAUUUCCCCCCAACGGUUCAACUUGAGCCUCUUAAUUCAAUCUGGGAACCAGUAUUUAUGUGUCAGAUCAGAUGAUAAUAUACUGGGGUGUUUUAUAAAGAAUAGGAUGGAAGCAGAUGCUUUAAGCCGCCAGUCUGCAAGUUUAUUGCUUAAGAGGUGAAGUGGUGUUUACUUUCCUUAUCCAGAGAAUUUUAGAGGAUGCUGGGAGUUUCAGAGAAAGUGAUAGGUAUUUUCUAGAAUCUGUUGGUCCCUCAAUUGUUACAGUUUGGACAUUCAGAAUACUAGUCGGCACAGGUCUAUGCUACGGUGCUGCUUGUAGUGAAAAAAAAUUACGGCCCACUACAACCCUUUCAUGUGGCAAUGUGCUAGUGAGCUUCUGGAAUGGCUAACUUGAGUUUAUGGGUAUCAUGACCUCUUUACUUUUGUUAGACUUACAGUGAAAUGGAGGGGGGUAAUGGGGAUUUUUUUACAAAGUGCUAUGUCAGAAUUACUAAAUCUUUGUAGUUUCUUGUUAUUACUAGGAACUACAAAAGCUCUGGUACUGAUUUUUCAGGUCUCAGAUCUCCAAAUUGCAUGUUUUUUUUUUCAAAUAUUAGAGCAUGUCCAGAUGCUGCUUCACUGGAGUUGGAUCCAUCAACAGGUUCGAACUAAACUUGAAAUCUACCCUGGCACACCAAGACCACUCGUCCACUCUCAGCGCAAAAUGGCAGGGUCUUUCUACUUGCGUUGACUGAAGUCUCUCCUCUCCACAGUCCACACUCUCACAGUAUACAGCCUGCAAAGACUGUAGUGUCCCUUUAUGCUAUGGUUUAGGUGCCAUAGCAUCAUUUUAGUACUCCCUCCGAUCCAUAUUAAUUGUCGCUGAUUAAUCAGGCCACUUUAAACUUUUCAGGGAAAUAUGAGUACAAAUUAGUAUAACUAUAUUUGUAAUGAGGAUAUAUGGCUUGAGUCACUCGACAUUGUGUGCUCAUUUUUCUGGAAAUUACUUCUCCACAGUAGAACUGCUUACUGAAGUCAACUCUGUGGUGCACGACGGCACACACAUCCUUUCAGAGGAAUGUGCAAGUGGGAGAAUGAGAGAGACCCACUGCCUGUAGCAAGUACAUUCCUAUCCGUAACAUAAUGAUUUUCCACCAAAAUGUUCUUGAUAUUGGUUUCUUUCCCGGUCAUUAGGAUCUGAAAUUCCCUCCAAGCUUACCAAGUUACUGGGUUUAAUAAUCAAUUCCAUCUCACUGCACCCCACAAGGCCCGCCCUACUGAUUAGUGAUUACUAGAAGUAGAUCGCUCAAGGUCAAAUGAACUCAUGCCAAGUAAAAGUUAACUUGACCACCCCUUAGAAUUUGAAAGGAUCUCAUCAGGCAUACGUCAGCAUACACUCUGAAAAGACCACCAUGGGAAGGUGAGGAGAGAAGGGAAUUCCAAGCACCUAUAAAAUGACCCUAUCCAUCACAUCUUCUGCAGCCAAGUAUAUUUCAUGGACGAACAUGCACCUGAGAUUCCAGUUGGUUAUAGCAGUUCCUCCACUUCACCAGCCAGCAGCGUCUGGGAGAGUCACCAGAUCCUACAGAUGCAUGCACCCUUCCCCUCAUGGAGCCCCCACACCGGCACACUCCUUACCGCCGCUGCCACUGACCCGGCAACCUUCUGCGAGGACCCCUUGUCACCAGCCCGCACACACCUUCCAAGCAGGCAUCUAUGGAACCAGACUGACCUUAGCAUGGGAGUUCAUGGGAGCAGCAACGAGCUUGGCGGGAGCAGUGGCCAUGGAAAGGACUUCCUUUCCUUGCUUGAAGCGAGGACGGUGAUGCCAGAAAUGCUCGAUGAUUUCUCCUCGGCGGCAUGCGACUACCUCAAAGGGAUGGACGGCAGCGACUACAACAGCAUCUCCGCAUCAGCUUCCUAUGGUUUUGACAGUGGCGGUCCGUACGCUGGCCCCAGUGCUCUGCCCGUCAGGCGUGAUGGGAUUGCGAGCUCUCCACCGGUGUACCCCGGGAACAGUACCUUGGUGCAAGAGAGCAUGAUGGGUUGCAUGCCAAGCCACAACCACGAGGUAAAACUAGAUGGUUCCCAGCAGCAGGAGCUUGGAGCUCCCAUGAAUGCAUUCCUGCAGAAAACGCUUCCUACUAGUGUUGCAAUUCAUGGAAGCCCUCUGGGUUAUUCUGGCUCUGGGAGCGAAAGGGCUUUCCCGGAGGGCCGAGUAAUGCAGGUUUCGUUUGAUGCUAGGAUUUCACCAGAUGCAAUCUAUGCUAGUGGUUACAGAUCAAAAACAGAAUUGGCACAUACCAAUCAGUAUGAGCAACGUACUAUUUCGGCAAGGACUGGUACAGGUCAAAGUGGUGCUGAAGGUGAUCCUAAGAAGAGAAAAUCAGAGGAAAAGUUGGCAGGCAACGGAAAGAGGUCGAAGAAAGAUACUUCAAGUAGAUCACCUCCAAAGGCAGAAGUGCCUGAUAUGAAGUUGGGAGAGAGAGACAAGAUCAUAGCAUUGCAGCAGAUCAUCUCACCGUAUGGGAAGACGGAUAGAGCGUCAGUGUUGUAUGAAACCAUCAAGCACAUCGAAUAUCUACAUGAGCAAAUACAGCUAUUGAGUGAUCCCUACAUGAAGAAUAGCACAAACGAGGUGCCCUUUCAAUGGGGAGGUAAAGAGGAGGAUUUGAGAGGGAGAGGGCUUUGCCUGGUCCCUGUUUCUUGCACCCCGCAAGUUUUCCAGGAUAAUAGCCUGCCGGACUGCUGGACGCCGGUGUACAAGAGCUCCCGGUACCAAUGAUCCCAGCGAUCGCAUGUUUCCUUUAUCACCUCUAGUUGUCACGCUCACGAAUUGGUUGGGGUGUUCACGACUUUACGAGUAGUCGGUUAUUUUGCUUGCGUUCUCCUUGUUUUUACUUUACUAUACUAGUUUUAUUUCCGGUGUAUUGUAUGGUGCCCGAUGUGUAGUCUAGAAUAACAAAGUUGGGGGUCUUAGAUCUUUGGCUUUGUGUGAAAACGGUGUCGAUGCAGGCUUAUCACUCGCUAUUAGGAGAACGGUAUAAUUAUUCCCGUCUUUUGAAGGUUGAACCGCACUGCUUGUACUUGAUAUUUCCAUGGCAUUUUACCCUUUGAUUUGAUGUGUUA